UAUUGAGCAUCACUGCAUCUAUGAUGCCAUGGGGUGUUUUGGAGUACAGUCAAGAACAGAAGAGGCAUGGAGCUCCUGUUCUAGGCAUGUCGUUUGAUUUCUGACUUUGGAAGAAUUUAAAUGAAUAUGUUGAAGCAUUAAUUACCUUGAAGCAAAAAAUUAUUAAUACAGAGAAUUAUGGCCUUGCUUGUAUGCACAUUGAAAUAUCAUUUUAAGUGAGUUUUGUCUUCAGACAACCAUAAGUAGAUAAAAUUAUCAGAGUUUUCUUUAACAAGUUUUACAGCUGCAGUUUGCCAGAAGAGAGAAUAGUACUCUGCAUCAUCAAGUGGAACAGAUGCUUCAAAAAAUUUCUCCUCUGCAGAAAUGUCAGGAAGAACUGGGAUUUUUAAAAGCUGAGCUAGAAGAGAAAAAGAGUUCUCUGAAGUUGUAUCAGGAUACUCAUCAGGAAUAUGCUCGUGUAAAAGAAGAAUGCUUGAAAACUGAUGCUCAGAAGAAGAAACUAGAAGCCAAGGUGAAGAAGCUGGAAGAGGCUGCUGUCAAGCAAACUCAGGACUUCAAGCAACUAAGGAAUGAAAAGAAUAUACUUGAAAAGGAAUAUAAGAAGACACAGGAAAGGCUUGAUGAAUUUUCUAAACAGAAACAUGCAAAGGAGUUGAGACAUAUUGGAACACAGAUUUCAAGUGAUUCUUAUGGAAGCAUAGAUAAAAGAAAAGUAAAACUACUUCUGAAGGAACUCUGGCUCUGUAUAAACACAACACACAGAGUACCUGGUGAAAGCAGCAGAUGUGUCCCAGCGGCCUUCAUCAGAGAACAUUCAGAGAAACUGGCAGGACCCACAGUGGAGGCAAAUUUGGCAGCAAAACCUGUCCAAGAAACGUCUAGAUCCAGAGAGUCCAGGGAAGAUGACAUGCCCACUCGGGUAGGAGGCAGUCCUCUCAGAGCCUCAGCUGUGCAGACAUGUCUGGCAGAGCUGUCUAUGGAGAUAGAGGGUGACUUCUCUGCAUGUAAAAAUGUGGGAGAAGAGAUACCCUGUGCAGCAGCCCACCAUAAUGAGGACCAGCAUCCUGAAGUUUCAGUCCAGAGGAAUGAUGAGGACAGUACUGACUUUUCUGAUCAUGAUCACUCCUUUGAUGAAGAUCUUCAAGCUGCAGUUGACUUCUUCAAACUUCCCCCUCCGCUUUUGUCUCCAGUGCCAUCACCCCCUCUGGGGUCCUUCCCAAACCGGGGCACCUUGCCUUCUUCACUUGCACCUGAAACCUAUUUUGGAGAGUAUACAGAUUCCAGUGAUAAUGACUCAGCCCAUCAUGGAAAUUCUGCUGAGUCUGUUUCAGAAGAUGAUACAUCUGAGGCACUGGAUUGUUUUGGCUCAUCCAGAAAAAAUAAUGGAAGUGGUACAUGGGAGGAAGAGCCCAAAUCACAUGAAGCUACCAAAGCUCUAAACACGUUGGAAGGAAAUGAAGUGACAGCGGUUGGGUGUGGGACAUUUACAGCAUCACCGAAAGAACCUACAGCCACGUUCUCUUUAGCUCAUGAGAAACACUGGACAGUGUCUUCUCAAUUCAUGACUAGAAGCAUUUUAGGUGAGACAAAAAGACAAAGAGAGGUUAGGGAGAUGGAUAAGUCAGUGCAAACUGAGGAAACACGUUGUAAACCCACCGGAAGUGUGAGUAUGGAGAAGUCGUCUGGCAGCCUAGCACAAGGGAAGGAAGCAGCCCUUGGCACGUCAGAAAUGUGUUAUUCUCCCCUUGGCAGGAGGCCAUUAAAUGAACUCAUGGGAUCCAAAGGAAAAACUCCAUUGUCCAGAAUGAUAGGAUCACCUAAAUCAGACUUUACUAAGUGGACACCACCUAAUGAAACCACUUGUAAAUCAGAUCACAUAUCAGUUUCUGACCAUCUUCAAGGAAUAUCUAGAGAAUUGGAAAAGGAAAGAGAAGAUAGGCAAGGGUUUGUUUUAACAGAAUCACCUGAAUCUGAAGAAAUUGAAGGUGAUGUAAUGGAUGCAACAGAACUUGAUGUUGAAGCCAAAUGUUCUUCCUCUUCUACCUCGGGAGCAUUGUCUGUCUACAAUAAUCCCCAGUCUUCCUCUGGGUUGAAGUGUGGUCAUGAGACUCAUGUUCCUACUGAAGUAAUCCCUACAGAAGUGUGUCAUUCAGAACAGAAUUUACAAGCUAGAACUUCAAAUGUGUUAGGUCUGCAGUCUGAGCCAUCAGAGUGUUCUACAGGAGCAAAUGACCCAGAGAAUAGCUUGCAUGCUAUGAACCCUGAAUUAGGAGCAUCUGAUUGUCAUCAGAGUAGUAGUGGAGUAGAAUGUACAAAAGUUGUAAAAGGUAUGACCAAAGUGUGUGCCCUUCCUCAGUCAGUAUUUAUGAAAGCCGUGAAAAGUGGACAGUUUGAAAACCAGGGUCCAGGAGUUGAGCUCACACCAAGUCAGUCAGAUUUCACACCAUUAGUAGAGUCUCAGUCAGGCUUGAUCAAGAGUGGUUUUGGUUUAGUUAAAAGCACUUCUUGGCACCAUAGUGAUCUGUUAAGGAGAGGUGGUGAAGAAAGGCUGAGAGCUAAGUCAGAACAUCAACAAGAGACCAACCAUCAGUUACAAAAGGCAGUGCCAUCCUUAGACAAUAGAGAGUCAGUGUCAUUGUUGCCUAACCAAGUGUCAGUUAUCACCAAGCAGGCCAGGCCUGAAACGACACAGAGUGCUAGAUCAGAACCUUCAAGACUACAUAGGAAGGAGCCUGCCUCAGCAACAGAGAAUAUUGCUAAUGUGACAUCUAUAGCAAGAUUUGGAGAAAGAGAGGAGACAACCCAGAACAUCAAGGAGGUGGCUACUACAAAAAGGACUUCACCAGAAGGAUCCACCACUUGGAGAAAAUUAGAUUUUGAUUCUCCAAGUGGUUCUUUACCAGGAGAAAAUUCUCAUUGUUCCACAAAUAGUAAAUUAUCUUUUUUUUCUGAAAUUACCCCAGUCCCAAACCAAAACAUGACGGAACCUGCAGUGCAGACAGAAUUGCAGGACCAGCAUCCAUGUCUAAAUACCACAGACCUGGAUUCAUCUGGGAUCGGUGCAGAAACACUUUCUCCAGCCACAGAAAUGGCAGCGUCAGGAGUUGUUCCUGUUGAAGAAAUAUCUUGUGGAGAGAGAGUCAGAUCGGGUGGUGAAGCCCUGGCCAUUUCAAAGGACUCUCCUAGAGGAGAGCAAAGCCUGGAAGAGCCUCUGAAACGGCUGUCGCCAACUCCUGACAGUGCUUCCGAAGGUCUGGGCACCACAGGUGCUGCCUUGUUACCAGCGAUUGGCAGAAAAGAUGAGACACAUGGUAUCCCCCAAAGCAGCCUUCCUAGUCCUCUGUACUGUUACACAGGCAUUCGGGAGGUGGGAGGUGGUGACACUGAAGUGGAGGAGAGUGAGGCCCCUAGCUGCAGUGAGGGUGAAAAUGAGCCUGAAGCCGUAAUGGGUAAGCAGCAGCAGGAUGCCGCUGAGGCCUCCAGAAGAACUGUAGGAGCUGCGGAUGCUAGUGCUGCCGAGACCAGGCCUUCUGCAGAGGUGGGCUGUCUGACUUCAGCACUGCAGGACUUCAAUAUCAGUACACUCUCUGAGAUAGACAGACUUUCUACGUCAGAGGUGGUUAUGUUUCUUGAAAGUUGUCAGUUAAGAGAUUAUAGUUCAGGGGACUCUGUUUCUGAAUAUUCUAGCAAAGAAACCCUAAACAAAGAAAUGAACAAAGAAUUAAAGCAAAGUGAAAUACCAGGAGAAAAGUAUGGAAAGCAACUCUGUGAAGAAGAAACACUCAAAACCUGUGAAGAGUGGAUUGAAUCAGAGGAAGAUGAUUGUUCCUUAAGGGAUGCGAGUCAGCUCACUCAGUGUUCUUUGGAAACACUGUCUGAGGUGCUCACCAAGAUUGGGCAGGAACUUCAGUCCAACUAUGAGGACUCAGAUGUGAAAGACGCUAGUAAUUUACUGCUCUUCAGUAUACAUGACAGCCUAGCAACCGAACACAUAAAAGAACAAGCCUCACCUCAGCCAACAGAUGGCUCCUCAUUGCACCCUUCAGACCCACCCCCAUCAACAGACGGUUUGAACAGUUCGCCCACUGGCGGGGCAUCUACUAUUGAAAACACUCAGGACAGACCUGAGGAUAACUUGGAUGUGACCGGGCUGAUCAACAGUGGGGACGAGGUCUUGUCAGAACUAGCGGAGCCCCCACCCCAGGGUUCUGAGAUAGACGACAGUGCUGGUUGUGAGACAGAAAGGACAUUUCAGUGUCAGAUAUCUACAGUGACUUCCGAAGUUAUAAAUGUGCUGAUAAAUAAGGACCAAAAUCUAGUCAUUGAAAAGGGGGACAACUGGACCAUCAUAAACGGGGUACCACUCGUGCCAAAUGUGGAUCAGGUUAUCCUGUGUGACACCCCUGGAGACAUCCCUGCUUCCCCAGAUGGAGGAGGGCCGGGAGCUGGUUUCAUUUCCGUUACUUCUGUGGACAAGUCCCCAGAGACCAGCCACCCUGGCUCUCCAUUUCAGGAGCCCCCAUGUGACAGUAAUCUUCCAUGCACCCAAGAGGAUAUUUCCAGCAGUGGCCAGAGUUCUAACUUUGAUAAAAGUCGUUUGCGGAAUAGACCUGUUAAACCUAGUGUAAGGAUUAGUUCUGAAAUUUAUGAUCAGAUCUUUGAGUCUCAGAUUGUUGCGUCUGAUCACACGUAUUAUAACUCGAAACUGGAGCCAUUUGGCAAAAACAAGAAUCGAUCAAAGAUUUCAAACAAAGAUCAGACAAACAAACCAGUAAAGACUUCGGCAUCUGGCAGAGUUGAAACUAACCCAGGUGAAGUUUCUCAGUCAUCUUCAGGUGACAGAGGUAACACAAAAACCCAGAGACCUCAAACUCAGACCAUUCUGGACAAUGCUGACACCUCUACCCCUACAGAUUGUUCUGCUGACACUCUAAGUAAAAUUCGGCAGGAGGUGGGGCCCCCUUUGCCGCCCCUGCUUGCUCCUUUGAUUGCCACUCCUCCUAGGACUUCACACCCAGUUUCUCCUCUGAUAUCAAGUUCCAGUCCUUCCUCACCCACCUCUCCUGUUGGCCAGCUUUCUCCAUUGAAUGAGAUCCCAAUGCCAUCUGUGAUGUCGCCUUUGCUGGAAGACCCAGGGCGUGCCUCCCCCUUGUGUACAUCUCCAUCCCCAUCUGCUGUACCCACUGGGGAGAGGAUAUUGUCAUCGCCUUUGCAGUUUUGUGCCACCACCCCAAAGCAUGCUCUCCCUGUGCCCGGCAGACUGCCUCCUUGUGCAUCAGCCCACACUACUGUGGCUGCGCCCCAGGAGAAUUCUGUUAAAAUCCUUGACACCAUGUACCCAGAAUUAUCUGCCAGGGCCCGCACUCUCAACAUCCUCAAAGGGAAUAUUCAGCUCACCCGAGGGCCACCUGCUGACCGUCAGAAUUUACCAGGGCCAGUCAGUGCUAUAACUGGCUUCAAAGCAAUCACUUCCAUGUCAACUGCCUUUGUCAAAACAGGGAGCAGCUCAGGUGGUGACUGUAACCAGGAUAAGUCAAGAGAGUUGGGAACGCAACAGGAUUCAAGUGGAAAGAGGACAUUGUCAGCUUGUACACUGCGGAGUGCUAAAAGAUUGCGCCUGGACAGCGCGUCCCCAGAACCAGAAACUGGGAGCAUCACUCCAGAAGGAGUCAACAAACACCCCCGCAGAAACCUCCCUCAAGCUGAAGUUGCAGUGACAGAUGAGGAACCAAGUUCUGUUCCGGCUGCCAGUACAGUCUCACAGUUGCCUCUGAACCCCAAAGAAACUGUGGAGUCCCAUGAUAAAGCCAUAGCUGAUGCCCUGAAGAAGAUUGCAGAGUCCUCCUUUGACCUGUUGCCUGUCAUUCGUAGUCACAUAUAUGUGGGAAAUAUCUCCAAAAAGCCUGUAAUGAGAGAUCAAGAGAAAGAAGUUGUCUAUGACUUCAGCACAACAAAGAAGCAUUUAGCGGAGUGCUUGCUUCACUCUAUUCUCUCAGAACUAAAACUCCAGAAGACAUCUCUGGAGCACAAUUACAUUCAUGCACUCUGCAGAGUGUAUGUGGGUAUUUGUCGGCAACUUGGAGAUGUGGAAAGAGCUCGCUUGUUCUGCUACAGCCUACUUAAGGAAGAUUUUCCAGAGUCAGAAAAAUUGACAUUGUUCAUUGCAAACAUGUGGCAUGAUAUAUUUAUCUCUCAAUCUGUGAUUAAUAAGGCAAUGCAGCUAGUUGCCAGGCAACGUGCUAAAGGAGAGGUUCUAAACUGUUUAAGAGCUUUUCUCAACUGGGAAAAGAAUGCUCCUGCAGAUGUUGGCUUCAUGGUUUCUAAGCUGCUUUUGACCAUCCAGUUAUGUCCAAAAACAGAAUUUCAGUCUAGUGAAAGAUUUGGUGAAGACCUAAGUGAUAACACUUGGGAGUACAUAUUUGCCAUUGAUCUGCUCUGCUGCCAUCAGAAAUGGAUUUGGACACACGAUAACAUCAUAAGUAAGGAGCUGUGGCCUGUAAUGGAUAAAUGGAUAAAAUACAGAAAAGGACAUGCAAACAUUGCAUAUAUCCCUGACAUUAUUAUAGCAUCAAUACUGAGGCUGAUCGGUCGUUUAGGCCAGUUGGGUUUGAAGGAAGGAUUUCCAUCUGCUGUGAAAAAUAUUAGUUCGGUUAUCGGUAUGUUCAUACAGCACGCCCAGGAUGAAGAUAUACCAUGGGGCAUACAGCUAGCAGCCGUGUAUGCGCUUUGUGACUUGAGUCCCAGCAAUCCAGCAGAAAUAUCCAAGAUCCUGGAAGCAUGGCGCAAGGAGACCUCUCACAGCGUCCCCUCUGCCGUGGUCAGCUCCCUGGAGGAAGUCAGUGCACUGUGUGCGGAGGAGCUCGGCUGAGCCACCGCCUGCACUGCGCCUAGAGAAGUGCCUUCACGUAUCUGAAUAUGAUAAACAGGUUAAUCGGCUUUCGCAAUGCAAACUGAGGUUUCACAAAAAAGACGCAAAAGAGAAAAUUCGAAGAGGCUCUCCUCGCCGUGUGUCAAGGAGACAGGAGAAAUGCACAGUGCACAGCUGUGUUUCCCCAAACCACGUAUUAAAUCACUUAAGGCCGUCAUGAUUACGUGGCGUAUGGAUUGUAUUAUUGUGUUUUGGUCAAACAACAAAAACUUGAACUUAGCCCUUUUUGCUGCAGAAAGUGUCCUUUUAGUCGCUUUUUAAAAUUGAGUGGCAUUUUUUAAUGAAUUUAAUAUGAAAGCAUUGAUUUGGUUCCUGAGCUAAUUCUGGCCUUUGUGCUCAAAUGACUAGGAGAAACUAAAUUGGCUACAAAAGAACUAGAAGACUCUUCCACUAUCUUAGCUGGAAAUGGGCUAUAGAAGUUUUUCUAAAGGUGUAGUAUGCAACCGAUCGGGUAAAACACGGAGGAGCCUCUAGAAACUCACCGCAAUGCGUUUUCUUUACAGGAGUUUCUUAACUAAAGUUUCUUCAGCUAUUUAACUAUCAGGAAAAGGAGACUGAGCAGGAGAAGUCCACUGCAGGUUCUGUGUCAGUGACGUGUACAUACCGAUCAGAGGCCGGUGCGGCAGAGCUCUUCGCCGUGUACAUACGGACAGUGGAUAAUGUGUGUCACAUUCGAUGAUGUUCCGCUUUCGGAAUUUUAGUAUUUGUACAGAGAAAAUGGGUUUAAUAACUCACCGUGGUUCUGAUUUGUCUUAUAUUCAUCAUUUCUUAAAUCUCUUGUAUGUGUUUUUUUAUAAUAAAAAAUAAAAGUAAGCCAUGUA
This is a messenger RNA of Molossus molossus (Pallas's mastiff bat), 7749 nucleotides long. It is a transcript of the gene ICE1, whose product is annotated as interactor of little elongation complex ELL subunit 1. The coding region runs from base 335 to 6868 and encodes 2177 amino acids. The record is from RefSeq and is a predicted model, not a curated record. Lineage: Eukaryota; Metazoa; Chordata; Mammalia; Chiroptera; Molossidae. The transcript is spliced from 20 exons.